Aphidius gifuensis is the source of this 4969-nucleotide messenger RNA. RefSeq lists its product as uncharacterized. The transcript is spliced from 5 exons. Lineage: Eukaryota; Metazoa; Arthropoda; Insecta; Hymenoptera; Braconidae. Bases 699 to 4418 code for a protein of 1239 amino acids. The record is from RefSeq and is a predicted model, not a curated record.
UUAUUUUUAAUAUAAAAAAGUAGCAAGUCGACAUUCACAUAUGGAUUAUGGAGGUCUCUUUUGUCAAAAUAGAACUUUUUAAAAUCCGCCCAUUAAUUUACCAAUAAAAAUAUAUUACAAAACAUGUUUAAUAAACAAAUUUAUUUUCUUGAAAAUGUCAAUUGUCAAGUAUAAAAAAAAAAAACAGUAAAUAAAAUAAACCACAUAAUAAUCGUUUAUUGUAAAUUGAUUUUAAGUUUAAGCAAGACAAUAGAAUAAAAAAUAAUGAGAUAAAAAAAAGUUAAAUAAAAUAAAUAAACAUCUUAGAUAGUUGGAUUAAAUUGUAUUAGUGUUGUAUAUAUAUGUGUGUUGAUACCUUUUGACAAGUGUUUCGUGUGUUCUACCUCGCCGCACCUGUUUCCUUGUCUUUACCACAAAAAAAUACAAACUUGAUACUUCAACAAAUAAAUUCGUUACAAUAGACAUCCUGCUGUAUAUAUUUUUUUUUGUAAACUCAUCAAGUAAAUAAAUUAACAAACAUUUUUUAAAUUGUCAUAAAUAUGACCUAAUUGUUAUUAAUGUUUUUUAAAUAAAUAAAUAAUUGAAAUUUAGAAACAAUAGUGGAGCAAAUUUGAUUGCGAAAUGAUGAUGAAUUGGAGUUGAAAAAUUUAAUUAUAUAUGUAGUUGGGAAUGUCAGGUGGAUAACAGUAGUAACGAGUAUGGAGGUGAAAAAAAUAAGUGAAAUAAAUGACCAACAAAUGUCCAAUGAUGUUGGAAUUAUAACUGGUCAGUGUGAUAAGUCAAUAGAAAACAUCAUCAACAACAACGAUGAUAAUUCAUUAGAAAAUAUACAAAAUGAAUCAUCAACAUGUCCAAAUAAAGAAACACCAAAUGAUGUUAAAAAUAAAAAAGAUAUAAUUAUCAAUACUACUGAUAAUGAUCAUCAAGAUGAUACAACAGAAUCAAUUGAUAAAUUAAAUUCAGUUGCUGGUGCACAGAGUCCAACAGCUCUUGCAUUUACAAUUGAUUUUAGUGAUGAAAAAAAAGAUAAAAAUGAUACAGCUAAAUAUCAAAAUUUAUUUCAAAGAUUUAAUGCAAGACAUAGAAGAAAUUUUUCAACUUCUCAGCUUGAAGUUAAAAAUAGUAAAUCAAGCAAUGAUUUAUCACCAAAUUUUAUACAAAAAAAAAAACCAAUGAGCAUUAAUUCAGAGGGAUAUUUUAGCAGUGAAGAUGAUACCAAAAGAAAAGUCGAUCGAUUAUCAAAAAAAUUGCAAGAAUUAGGUUUAAAAACAAAUACAAAAGGUGCUAUAAAAAAAACUGACAUAAUGACAAGAUCAUUGACAGAAAACAAGUCAAUAAUAAAACGUCGUUCUUAUUGUGAUGAUGACGAUGAAGAAGAAGAACAACAACAGCAAAAAACGUCCAACAAAAUACGUCCAGAAAUGACAUAUUCAGCAACAAUGAAUGAUUUAAGUAGAAUACAAAAAUUAAAUUCAAGUAUUGAAGAUAAUGAACGCUCAAAUUGUGUUAAAUAUUCACCAGAAAAAAUAUACACAAAAAAUAUUGAAUAUAUUAAUAUUAAUCAUGAAUAUAAUAAUGAUAAAAUAAUACAAAAUGUUAAAUUAACAAAUAUAAAUUAUUUAUCUGAUAAUGAUGAUAAUAAUAUAAAAAGAAAAAUUAAAAAAAAAAAACAUACAAAUACACAAAUAAUGAGUGUUAGUUUUACAAGUGAACAUGUAUCAAAUAGUUCAACAUCAAAUAAAAAUUUAGAUGUAUUUAAUGUUAGUAAUAUUGAUGAUAAUUCAGAUGAUACAAUAAGUGAAACUGGUACAUAUACAAUACAUAAAGAUUAUACAGAUGAAGAAAAAGCAAGAAUGGAUAUUGAUAAAGAAUUUAGUGUUGGUAUAUUAACUGAAGAUGAAAAAAAAAAUAAUGAAUUAUAUAUUAAUAAUAAAUUUAAUAUGCGUUGUACACAUGAUAAUAAUACAUGGAUUAAAGAAUGGGCAACACAAGUUGCUGUACAUAAUUUAGUACCAAAAAAUGAUGUUUUAAAUGAUGGACGUACAACACCAUCAAGUCCAACAAAAAUACCAUCACCAAUAUAUUCAAAUUCAAGAAGACAAAGUAAAUCGCGAUAUGAACAAAGUGAUAGUAGUUUAGAUGCUGAUAUACAACAAAAAUGUGGAUUAAAUAAUUCAAAUAAUAAUAUAAUUGAUUCAGGUGGUGAAUCUGAUGAUGAUACUAGUAAUAGUUAUCCAACACCACCAUUAACUUCACAACGUACAUCAACACAUUCAACACUUGUACGACGUGGUAGUUUAACUGAAGCAUUAUUUAAACGUGUUAAUAAUAAUGAUGGUCGUCGUAGUAUGAGAAAAUAUCAAGAUGAAAUAACAUUUGAUAUACCAAAAAGUCCAUCACAUGUAUUAGCACGUAUGAAAGUUGAACGUUGUAAUUCAUUGGAUAGAAAAGAUCAUUAUUCUGAUACACAAGAAUCAAAUUCAUCAAGACGUAGUAGUAUACGUAAUGAUGAUAAUAAUAUUAUAAAACAUACAAAUAGUCCAAUAUUAAAUCGUUUAAAAUUAACAACAUCAAAAUUAACAAAUAGUCCAAUAUUUGAUAAUAAAAAAAUAACAAAAAAUAAUAUUAAAUCACCAAGUUUUGAUUGUCAAAAAAAAUUUACAAAUUAUGAUAAUAAUAAAAGUAAAAAUAUUGAUAAAAGUUCUUAUAUACUUAGAAAAUCAAAUAGUACAUCAAAUUAUCGUGAAAUAAUAAAUGAUAAAAAUGAUUAUUAUCAUCAUCAUAAUUAUCAAAUAAAUAAUAGUCCAUUGCUUCAACGUAAUAAUUCAAUAAAACGUUCUUCCAGUAAUAAUAGUAUUCGUAAUACUAAAGGAUUGACUAGAUGUGAUAGUUUUAAUGAUAAACAUUGUGAAAUUAAUCGUAAAAUUAAAAAUAAAAUAUCUGGUUCUGAUAGUAGUAGUGAAACUGGUGAAAUACAUCGUCAUCAUCAUCAGCAAAAACAUCAACAACAACAACAACAACAGCUACAUGUACCACCAAUAUCAUCUGGUAUUAAAUUAAAUCGUGCAUUUAGCAUAAGACGUGGACGUUUAAAUAAUGAUUCAGAUACAACAUCAAAUACAACAACACCAGAAGAAAGACGUCGUCGUGGUCAAUCAGAAAUUAAAUCAGCUCCAACAUCAGCAAGACAACAAAAUUAUCAUCAUCAUCAUCGUGAAAGAACAAAUAGUGCUGGUGCUAGUAAUAAAGAUACAUUUAAAAAAUCUGAUAUAUUAACAAAAGACAAACAAAGAGGUCCAUCAUUAUCAAGAAAUGAAAGUGGUAGAUAUAGUAUACGUGGACAAAAACUAAAUAAUAAUAUUAAUAGCAAUACACAAAAUAUACAAUCAAGAAUAAAUCAAAAAAUAAAUAAAGAUAAUAAAAAUUGUGGUCGUAGUAAUUCAACAUUAACAUCAAAAGAAGUUGAAUUUCAAAAUUGGAAAAGAAGAAAAAAUUAUAAUCCAAUGUUAGCAGCAUCUGAGGGAAAAAAAAAACCCCAAGAUAUAACAAAAAAAAAUAUUGAUGAUACAACAAAUGAUUGUCGUGAUAAUUCAGUUUUAAGAUCAGCUAGUUUCCAUGGUACACGUGGUACAUUAUCACUUGCUGGUGAUGAUUGGUCUGAUAAUGAUAAUAAUUUUAAUGAUUCAAAUGAGAUAUUACAAAUACCACCACCAUCAAGUCCACUUGAUGGUAGUGAUAGUGAUUUAGAUACAUCAUCAUAUUUACAAACAACGCACAAUGUUGUAACAGCAAUGUCUGCUAGAAUGAAUGUUUAUCAUCAUUCAAAUGAACCAGUUGAUUCUGGUGGUGAAAGUGAUGAUGAUACAAGUCAUAGUUUACGAAAUAAUAAUAAUAAAAUACAUAAUCAAGUUAGUGAUACAGAAAGUAGUGAUGAUCAACAAGCUAUUAAUAGUAAAAAUUUAACAAAAUUUAAUAGAUCAUUUGGUAUACGACGUGGACGUGAAAUUCAUGAUACAGAUAUUAAAAUACCACAAAUUAAAAAUCAACAUAAUUUGUCAAAUAAUAAUAAUACUAGAACAAUUGCUAGAACAGAUUCAGGGAGAUUUAGUAUGAGAGCAUCAAAGACAAAUAAUAAUGUUAACAAUGUCAAAGGAAAAACAAAAGAAGAUAAGAAAAAAUUAAUGCAGCAACAUUUAAAAGAACAAGAAAUGCAAAAUUGGAAAAGACGAAAAAGCUAUAAUCCAAUGCAAGCUGCAAUGAUGGAUGCUAAACGAAAAACCAGUAUGGCUAAAAAAAAUUUAAACGAGUCUUCUAGUGUUUUAAGAUCACAGAGUUUUCAUGGACCAAUGAAUCUUGGAAUUAGUGAAUGGAGUGAUGAAGAUAUAUCAGCAUCAGCUGAUGAAGCUCCAAUCUAUUGACUUUCUAAAAUAGACAAAUUUAUUCUUGAUGCCAAGUUUGUUUAAAAUUAAAUUUCCAUGACGUUUAUUAAAAUUUUUAUUUACAUAUUUUGUUUUUACAAUUAAUUUAUAUUUUCUUUAUAGAAAAAAAAACAUAAUGUGAAAGUUUACAAUACAAUUUUUAUAAUUAAGAUGAAAAAUAUAUAUAAAAGAAAUUAAUUUACCAUUGAUCAUAUACAUUUUUAAAAUAGGCAUUUUGAUUUUUAGAUUAUCUUAAUUGUACAGAAGAUAAAUAAAUCUUUCAAUCAAUUUGUUUAAUAUAUAUUUUCGUAUGUUACGAUAAAAAUAUUGUUCAGUUAUUAUAAGCUAUUUUGUUUAAGCUAAUUUUGCUAUUUUUUAUCUUUUUGAAGUAUAUAUAUAUUUUAUUUUUAGAUAUAUAUAUAUGCCUCGUUUGAAUAUUAAUUAAUUGAUUAAUUAUAUUUAAAAAAAUACGCCAAAUUUAUAAAUUUGUUAUUAUAAAAAAAAAAAAUAAUGUUUUGUAUAAAUAAAUAAAUUUUCUUUCUGUCUUAAAU